Messenger RNA from Haliotis rubra (blacklip abalone), 1738 nucleotides. RefSeq names its product putative ankyrin repeat protein RF_0381. The transcript has a single exon. Bases 110 to 1738 code for a protein of 542 amino acids. The record is from RefSeq and is a predicted model, not a curated record. Gene Ontology annotation, molecular function: protein binding. Lineage: Eukaryota; Metazoa; Mollusca; Gastropoda; Lepetellida; Haliotidae.
GACGCUAGCGUAUACUGAGUUGAACACUACUCUCCUCGAGGCCUGCCGGGUUGGAGAUGUGGCUCGAGUCAAGAACAUUUUGUCUGAUGGCCGGGCAAAUAUCAACUCAAUGGAGAAGAACAACAUGACACCGGUGAUGCAUGCUGCAAGGGGGGGACAUGAAGAAGUGUUUGACCUACUUGUCCGAGAAGGUGCCAACCUGUCUUUAUUGGAUGAUUGGGACAUGAACAUUCUUCAUUUAGCUAGUAUUGGGGGAAGUGUUGACAUCGUCAAGUAUGUCCUCGUACAGAAAAUUGUGGGCAUCAACAGUCGGGAUAAGGACGGGUGGACACCAGCAAUGAAAGCAGCAUUAUACAAAAACAAAGAUGUCUUUGACUUACUUGUGGAAGAAAGGGCCGAUCUGUUACUAGUGGGUGACGACAAAGAAACCAUCCUUCACGUGGCCUGUCAAGGGGGUAAUGUUGAAAUAAUUCAGUACCUCCUGACACAAGACACUGUGGGCAUUGACAAACAAGAUGAAAACGGUUGGACACCAGUCAUGCAUGCAGCCAAGGGUGGUCAUGAGGCUGUGUUUGACGUCCUUGUUGAUAAAGGAGCAGAUCUGUCACCAGUGGAUGGCGACAAAGAAACUAUCCUUCACGUGGCCUGUGAAGGGGGUAAUGUUGAGAUAAUCAAGUACCUCCUGAAGCAUGACAUUGUGAACAUCAACUGUCAAGAUGGGAAAGGUUGGACACCAAUAAUGCAUGCAGCCAUGUCUGGACAUAAGGGUGUGUUUGACGUUCUUGUUGAAGGAGGAGCAGAUCUGUCACUAGUUGGUGACUACAAAAUGAACACCCUUUACGCUGCCUGUAAAGGGGGUAAUGUUGAGAUAACCCAGUACCUCCUGAAACAUGACAUUGUGAACAUCGACUGUCAAGAUGGGAAAGGUUGGACACCAAUAAUGCAUGCAGCCAUGUCUGGACAUAAGGGUGUGUUUGACGUUCUUGUUGAUGAAGGAGCUGAUCUGUCACUACUGUGUGACGACAAAGAAACCAUCCUUCACGUGGCCUGUGAAGGGGGUAAUGUUGAGAUAAUCAAGUACAUCCUGAAGCAUGACAUUGUAGACAUCGGCAGUCGAGAUGCGAACGGUUGGACACCAUUAAUGUAUGGAGUCAGUAAUGGAAAUGAGGAUGUGUUUGACGUUCUUGUUGAAGCAGGAGCAGAUCUGUCACUUGUGACUAAUGACAAUGAAACCAUCCUUCACGUUGCCUGUGUAUGGGGAAGUUUUGGGAUAACCAAGUACCUCCUGACACAUGAAAUUGUGGACAUCGACAGUCGAGAUAAUAAUGGCUUGACGGCAGUAAUGGCUACAGCCAUGGGGGGAAGUAUAGACGUGUUUAAAUUACUUGUGAAAUGGGGAGCUGAUCUGUCACUACUCACUGAUACCAAUCAAAACAUUCUUCAUUUGGCCUGUAGCCACGGCGGUGUUGAAAUAGUCAAGUACCUCCUCACACACAACAUUGUGGAUAUCAACAGUCGGGAUGGGAAAGAAUGUACGCCUGCAAUGAUUGCGGCAUAUAAGGGACGUGAGGCUGUCUUCUUCUUACUUGUUGAUCAUAGGGCUGAUCUAACAAUUAUGAAUGAUGCUGGUGAUAACAUCCUAAAUCUGGCGUGUAAUGGAGAAAAUGCACAUAUCGUCAAGUAUGUUUCCACACGACACGUUGUUGAGGGGCCGUACAAGGAGGACGAUCCAUGUUAA